This is a messenger RNA of Scleropages formosus (Asian bonytongue), 1482 nucleotides long. RefSeq names its product chromogranin-A-like. Gene Ontology annotation, cellular component: chromaffin granule. The coding region runs from base 188 to 1069 and encodes 293 amino acids. Lineage: Eukaryota; Metazoa; Chordata; Actinopteri; Osteoglossiformes; Osteoglossidae. Gene Ontology annotation, biological process: negative regulation of catecholamine secretion; defense response to bacterium; negative regulation of insulin secretion. The record is from RefSeq and is a predicted model, not a curated record. The transcript has 8 exons.
CUAUAUACAGGUGCUGCAGCAUUUAGUAGAUUGAGUACUUGUAUUCGGGGUUUUUGGAGCACUGACGAAGGGUUGCGAGCUCGCGCAUAUUAAUUUAAAUAACUAAAUAAAUGAUUUGCUUUAGCAAGGAAAGCUUGUAAGCGGACUCGCUGGCGUCUCACUCUUCCGAUUUGUCUUUUUUGCCAAAAUGAUAACGAGAGGAUACGUAUUCGCCGUACUGGUAAACUACGCAGCACUUUCCUUACCAGUGUCUUCGGAUCGCAUGGCAAAAGGCGACGUCAGGGUGAUGAAGUGCAUAGUGGAGGUGAUCACUGAAGCCAUAUCCAUGCCUCACCCACUACCAGUAAGCCAGGAGUGCCUGGAUACCCUGCGAAAAGAUGAACGACUCCUCUUAAUCCUCCGACAUCAGAACUUCUUGAAGGAGCUACAGGAGGUUGCCAAGCAAGGUGCCUCUGACAGAGCCCAGCAGAUAAAAGCAGAGCCAGGUCAUGUGACCAACACCAGAGGAGGCCUUCCAGCAGCAGACAAGCUUCCAGAUCAGGAGCUUUGUCAGCUGGCUGGAGAUCACAUUUCCCCAGAUCAGUCCAUGCUGUCUGCCUUGAAGCCAACUGAAAGGGCUGUCCCAGAUGAAAAGGAAGCGAUUGUGAAGGAUGACAUGGAGCGAGGAAAUGGCUACGGAGACUCAGGAGGCGAACCAGAGAGCACUGAGAAGGUCAACCUAAAGCUCAGGAAGACUUCAGAGGCAGAGACAGCAGGUGAAAGGCGGGACUGGAACGGGAAGAUGGAGGUUCAGCCCUGGAAAAGGGGAGGCGAAUGGACGGGAGUGGAAGAGCUGUCCACAGUACAAACCACAUCUGCAGUGCUAGACCCACCACACCACUCCAAAGAAGACAGUGGGGAAGAAAUCCAGGAGCUCCAUAUGAUUGCCAGUAAAGAGCCAGCAGAAUGGAAGGAGGAGGAUGGAAGUGGAAGCAGAAAGGCUGAGGACCAUGAGGUUAAGAGCCUUGCUGCCAUUGAAUCCGAGCUAGAGAACAUGGCGAAGAAGCUCCAUGAGCUGAGGAGAGGAUGAAUAGAAGAUGGAGGCUCCUCUUCAUUCAUAUCCACUCCUGGACUAGACACUCAUGGUGCCUCUGAGAUGGACUCUGUCUGAGAAGUGUGCUGGUUUUUUGCUACUUUCUCAGACACACCAGAGCUGUCCUGUUACCCACGAGGCUGCCACAUCUGAGACCCAUUUCUGUUCUUGCAGAACCCCCAGCUGAGCGUCUUUCUCCAGCUGCUUCCUCAUGGCAUCGUUCCUGCUUCACUAGUGAUCUUCAAUGUAGGGAAAGCUGUCAAAGUAACAGCGAGUAAGGCAGUAAUAAUGAAUAUUUUCAUGAAAAAUUUUCAUGUUAUGUAUGGAUUUAAUGAAGUGUGCGUGGGAUAGUGAUAUAUUUAUGCUAUUAGAAAAUGUUUAAAAUUAUGUUUAUAAAAUAUUCUCCUUAA